Messenger RNA from Linum tenue, 432 nucleotides. NCBI's taxonomy places the organism in Eukaryota, Viridiplantae, Streptophyta, Magnoliopsida, Malpighiales, Linaceae. The record is from the annotation of a GenBank genome assembly.
AUGGGGUACAGAGCUCCGGAGGUGAUCGAGACCCGGAAACCCAGCCAUAAAUCCGAUGUCUACAGCUUCGACGUCCUGCUGCUGGAAGCCCUGACGGGGAAAGCUCCGAUGAGAGGUCCCCUCAGAGGUGGUGUGUACGAUGAGGUGGUGGAUCUACCGAGGUGGGUGAGAUCGGUGGUGAGGGAGGAGUGGACGACAGAGGUUUUCGAUGCAGAGCUAAUCGCGCUGGCUUCCGCGGCGAAGGCUCUUGAGAUGCGGCCCGCCAUGGAUGAAGUGGUGAGGUUGAUUGAGAAAAUCGUUCGACCCAAUGGCGCCGCCGUUGAGAGGAAGAGUGAGAGCGAAAACACCAACGGCGACGACAACAAUAGGAGGUCGUCUUCCGAGGUUGAGACGAAGCCUCCGUCCAAUGUGUCGACGCCGUCGAUUGAGUGA